AUGGGUGAUCCUCUUCUGAUGCUUCACUUCCUCUUCCUCUUCCUGCUCCUCAUCCAGAUAUUUCCAGCCGCAGUAGCAACAUUAUCAACCUUCCCAAUUGCAAAGCCUGGUUGCCGAGAUAUCUGCGGUAACGUUUCAGUUCCCUACCCUUUUGGCUUCGGCAGUAACAAUUGUUACAGAGACACAACCUUUGAGGUAACCUGUAACGACACUUAUUACAACCCUCCAAUUCUGUUCUUUGGAAACACGGAAGUCCUAAAUAUUUCAUUACAAGGCCAAAUCCGCAUAUUGAACUUUGUUGGUAGACAUUGCUACGACUCAAAGGGCAAUACUAUUUCUAGCAACUACCCCUUAUUUAAUAUGAAUAACUCCCCUUUCACCAUCUCUGAUACAGAAAACAAAUUCACAGCUCUAGGUUGUGACACUUAUGCUUAUAUCAAUGGCUCUGAUGGUAAACAAUUCAGGAGUGGCUGUGUCAUGUCUUGCACCAACAAAGACGACUUGAUGAAUGGUUCUUGCACAGGCAUCGGUUGUUGUCAGACCUCCAUUCCAAAGGGUUUCAGAUCCUUUGAAAUAUCUGUUGGAAGCUUCUAUAAUCAUAUUUCUGUUUAUGAUUUCAAUCCUUGUAGCUAUGUUUUCGUGGUUGACUACAACUGGUACAACUUCUCCACAUCAGAUCUCUUGAAUUUCACCAAUGAGAUUGAUGAAUCAGGCUAUGCCCGAGUUCCUAUGGUGUUUGAUUGGGCCAUAAAUUGGCCAAAGAAUCAGAGCAAUAGAUCUUGUGAAGAAGCUAUGAAGGAUAACAGUUACGAAUGCGGCAACAACACCAUCUGCAGUGUCUCCAAAAACGGUGUUGGUUACAUCUGCAACUGUUCUCAAGGUUAUCAAGGAAACCCCUAUCUUGGAUGCCAAGACAUAAAUGAAUGUGCGUAUCCAAAUAACAAUCCAUGUAUCUACUCUUACUCGUGCACCAAUCUUCCUGGGAAUUACAGUUGUUCUUGCCCAAAUGAUUAUCAAGGAGAUGGAAGAAUAAAUGGGAGUGGUUGCACCCAUAAUCCAAAGCAAUUCCCAGUAAUACAGGUCACCGUAGGUAUUGGAUCAAGCCUCUUGUUUCUCCUUACUGGCAGUUUAUUGGUGCUCUGGGCACUUCGGAAGAGAAACCUUAGCAAACUGAAAGAGAGAUUCUUCAAGCAAAAUGGAGGUCUAUUAUUGAAGCAACAACUAUCUUUGUAUGAAGGACGAUCCACGGAAAGUGCGAAAAUCUUUACAGCUGAAGAACUAAAGAAGGCAACAAACAAUUAUGCUGAGAGCCAGAUAAUUGGUCGAGGAGGCUAUGGUACUGUAUACAAAGGAAUUCUACCCAAUAACAAAAUUGUUGCCAUUAAGAAAUCAAAAUUAGUCGAUGAAAGUCAGAUCGAGCAAUUCAUAAAUGAGGUGGUUAUUCUCUCCCAAAUUAACCAUAGAAAUGUGGUAAAGUUAUUGGGUUGUUGUUUGGAGACGGAGGUUCCAUUGUUAGUGUAUGAAUUUGUUACCAACAAUACCUUAUCCCAUCAUAUCCAUGACGAAGAAUGCAAGUCUUCGAUUUCAUGGGAUUAUCGUUUGAGGAUAGCUACCGAGACAGCAGAGGUACUUGCAUAUUUGCAUUCUGCAGCUUCACCGCCGAUUAUUCAUAGAGAUAUUAAGUCUACUAAUAUUCUCUUGGAUGAUAAUUAUACUGCAAAAGUUGCAGACUUUGGAGCUUCCAGGUUGAUUCCGGCGGACAAAACUCAGUUAAGUACAUUAGUUCAAGGAACUUUGGGGUAUUUGGAUCCCGAGUACUUUCAUUCAAGUCAAUUGACAGAAAAGAGUGAUGUGUAUAGCUUUGGUGUGGUCCUUGUGGAAUUAUUAACCGGAAAGAUAGCACUAAGUUUUGAUAGACCUGAUAAAGAGAGGAAUCUAGCAAUGCAUUUUGUUACUUCAAUGAAGGAGAAUAGUGUUUGGGAGAUUUUGGAAAGUCAAGUUUUGAGAGAGGGUAACAAUGAGCAAAUCUAUGAAGUCAUGGAGCUUGCUAGAAGAUGCUUAAGAGUGAAGGGGGAAGAAAGGCCAACGAUGAGGGAAGUGGCAAUGGAGCUUGAGGGCUUGAGGAAGUAUGUCAAACAUCCUUGGGUCUUACAAAACCCUGAAGAGGUGGAAAGCUUGCUGCAUGGUGAUCAACCAAUAUUAGACUUGGAUAGUCACAACAACCCUAUUGGUUAUGAUAGUUUGAGAGCUCAAGGGAUUAGACCAUUGAAUAUUGAUGGGCGAUAAUCCUAAAAUUUUCUGCUCCUUAAGCUUCCUUGUGUAACAUUUCUUUAAUUGUUAUGUUCUGUUGUAUGAA
Molecule: messenger RNA, 2356 nt
Organism: Telopea speciosissima
Lineage: Eukaryota; Viridiplantae; Streptophyta; Magnoliopsida; Proteales; Proteaceae
Product: putative wall-associated receptor kinase-like 16
Exons: 3
Coding region: 1-2286 (761 amino acids)
Biological process (GO): cell surface receptor signaling pathway; protein phosphorylation
Cellular component (GO): plasma membrane
Molecular function (GO): polysaccharide binding; protein serine/threonine kinase activity; ATP binding
Source: RefSeq, a predicted model, not a curated record